GUGCCCUCUACCGGCUCCACCCUCGCCGCCAUUUCCCCUCUCUCGGUCUCUCCCCCCACGCCCUCACGCUCUCACCGAAGCGCCGCCGCUAGGGUUUGCUCCGCCAGCCGUGAACCCUAAACCCUACUGCUCUGCUCCCUUCCCUACAGCGCAGGCCACUACUCAGCAGUCUAGCUGCUACGCUUAGCUCCCCGCCUCGAUCGGGAGCUAGGGUUUUACUCGCCCCCAAUCUCGGGUGGUUUCGGGCCGGCGGCGACGCGGCAUGGCGGGGUACGGGGAGGAGAACCAGGACGCCAUGAACGGGUACGAGGAGGAGGAGGAGGAGGAAGAGGUGGAGGAGGUCGAGGAGGUCUACGAGGAAGAGGAGGAGGAAGGGGACGGGGAGGCGGACGAUGGGGCUGCGGCCGCGGGCGCGGAGGAGGCGGCGUCGGCGCCGGAUCCUGCUGAGAUGAGAAGCGGAGGUGGAGGUCGAGGCCUAGCGGAUGUUGUUGGGGAUGCUGACGCCGGCGGCGAGGAAGGGAGGGAUGCAGAUUCUGGGGGCGGCGACGCCUCGGGGAAGAUUUUCGUAGGGGGUGUAGCCUGGGAGACCACCGAAGAAACGUUCACUAAACAUUUUCAGAAGUAUGGUGCAAUAACUGAUUCCGUUAUCAUGAAGGACAAGCAUACGAAGAUGCCUCGUGGAUUUGGAUUUGUCACAUUUUCCGAUCCAUCUGUGAUUGAUAGGGUUCUAGAGGAUGAACAUGUCAUAGAUGGAAGAUCGGUUGAAGUCAAAAGGACUGUCCCAAAAGAGGAGAUGUCAACAAAAGAUGGUCCUAAGACAAAAAAGAUCUUUGUGGGUGGUAUCCCGCCAUCUCUUACUGAAGAUAAAUUGAAGGAGCACUUCUCCUCAUAUGGGAAGGUGGUUGAGCAUCAGAUUAUGCUUGACCAUAGCACUGGGCGUUCACGAGGCUUUGGAUUUGUCACGUUUGAAAGUGAAGAUGCUGUUGAAAGGGUUAUGUCACAGGGGAGAAUGCAUGAUCUUGGAGGGAAACAGGUUGAAAUAAAGAAAGCUGAGCCAAAGAAACCUGGUGGGGGUGAUUCAAGCUCAAACGGGAGAUAUAGUCGUGGGGGUGGUGGUCACCGUGAUUCUUACCGUGGUAGUGGUGGUGGCGGCUCUGGGAGCAGCAGUGGUGGUGGCUAUGGAUAUGGAGGUGGCUACCGAUCAGCUGCAGCCUAUUAUGGCAGCACAGCUUAUGGCGCAUAUGGCAGAGGAUAUGGAUACGGCAAUACUGCUGGCUAUGGGUCUGGUUAUGGCUCAGUUUAUGGUGGUUCCAUGUAUGGUGGUCCAUACGGCGCAUACGGGGCAUAUGGCGGUGCCUAUGGAGGUGGUGCAUAUGGUGCACCAGGAGGCUACGGCGGUGCAGGAGGAUAUGGCGGAUACGGUGGGGCUGGAGGCAUGGGUGGUGGUGGUAGCACUGGCGGUCGGGGCUCGAGGUACCACCCUUAUGGAAAAUGAUCAUCAAUUCAUAGCGGUUUUCUAGGAUCUGAUAAUAAAGAGUCCUAUACCUUACCUCAUUUCUGCUACUGAGAAAAUGGAACAUUCCAUUCACUUCGUCUGAGUCAGCGGCAUCAGAACAUUGUUUUUUUUCUGGAACUUAGCAUUGCACUGUGUCCGGCAAGAAAUAUCGUAGGCUAUAGUCGCCGAACCCUGAACUACCCCCUGAGCUUUCUGUAGAAGCUGCAGCUAAAACUCCUGUUGUAUUCUUGUAGCCUGCUAUGAACCUUAGAACCCUUGAACCAAACUUUGUGGUAGUAGAAAUAUGGUGCGAUGGAACAUAUGUAUGUUGAUGUAACAUUCGCUCACUGAUUGGCUGACUGUUGCUGUCUCUUCUUAUAUGUGGAGAGAAGCUUCUGAAAAGGAUUGGACUAAUGCUUCUAAAGUUCUAAUUGGAUAUUCUAUUAUGUUA
Messenger RNA from Panicum hallii, 1946 nucleotides. RefSeq names its product heterogeneous nuclear ribonucleoprotein 1-like. The coding region runs from base 263 to 1495 and encodes 410 amino acids. The transcript has 6 exons. Lineage: Eukaryota; Viridiplantae; Streptophyta; Magnoliopsida; Poales; Poaceae. Gene Ontology annotation, molecular function: RNA binding. Gene Ontology annotation, biological process: regulation of gene expression. The record is from RefSeq and is a predicted model, not a curated record. Gene Ontology annotation, cellular component: nucleoplasm.